GAGUAACAAAAAAUUCGAAUUUUGUUGGUGAUGAAAUAGAACGUAGGGGUAGUAUGGAUAGUAAUUUUGGAGUUUAUGGUAAGAAAAGUCCCAGAGGGCUGUCUGUCGAGGCAAGGGAAAUGUAUUAUAUGUCUCAGGUUGAGCUGCCAUUGACGACGGAAAAGAAAGAAAUGUUCUAUCAAGUGAAGACAUCAAGCUCACCUACGUUGACUGAAGGUGGGGAGUUAGAUUAUCAAAUUAGUGGAGAAUUAAA
Messenger RNA from Racocetra fulgida, 253 nucleotides. NCBI's taxonomy places the organism in Eukaryota, Fungi, Glomeromycota, Glomeromycetes, Diversisporales, Gigasporaceae. The record is from the annotation of a GenBank genome assembly.